AAGGACUCGAGCCCCGUGUUUUCGUCCGUGUCUCUUUUUUUUUUCUUUGCUGGAGAUUUUCCAUUCGUCUGAGCACAAGUAACAAGAUGCAGAUCUUCGUGAAAACCCUAACGGGAAAAACCAUCACUCUCGAGGUCGAAAGCAGCGACACCAUCGAUAAUGUUAAAGCCAAAAUUCAGGACAAGGAGGGCAUUCCCCCUGAUCAACAAAGACUAAUUUUUGCUGGUAAACAAUUGGAAGAUGGCCGUACUCUUGCAGAUUACAACAUCCAAAAGGAAUCGACCUUGCACCUGGUCCUGAGGCUUAGGGGCGGAACCAUGAUCAAGGUCAAGACUCUUACUGGAAAGGAAAUCGAGAUUGAUAUUGAGCCAACUGAUACCAUUGAAAGGAUCAAGGAGCGUGUUGAGGAGAAAGAGGGGAUUCCUCCAGUGCAGCAAAGGCUUAUUUAUGCUGGUAAGCAGCUUGCAGAUGACAAAACUGCUCGGGACUACAACAUUGAAGGUGGAUCUGUUCUUCAUCUCGUUCUUGCACUGAGGGGUGGUUCUCUCUAGUUGUUUGCUUGAUUUGGAACAUGUAUAAGUACUAUGGUGUAUGAUGUGAAUAAGAGAUUAUGACAGGGAAAUAGAUCCUGACAUUUUUCAAUACUUGCUAGUAAUUAAUUAAGCUUAACAGUCAUUAGAUUACAACUGUGGUACAAUUGAAUUCAAUUGAGUUGUUCAAUCUUAUGGAA
Molecule: messenger RNA, 730 nt
Organism: Nelumbo nucifera (sacred lotus)
Lineage: Eukaryota; Viridiplantae; Streptophyta; Magnoliopsida; Proteales; Nelumbonaceae
Product: ubiquitin-NEDD8-like protein RUB2
Molecular function (GO): protein binding
Source: RefSeq, a predicted model, not a curated record